GUGGACGAGUGCAAGGACAACCCCUGCGGAGAGAACGCCGUCUGUACAGACACCGUCGGCAGCUUCAUCUGCUCCUGCAAAGAGGACUACACCGGCGAUCCGUUCAAGGGAUGCGUUGACAUCGACGAGUGCACCGCCCUGGAGCAGCCGUGCGGCGCCCACGCCGAGUGCCGCAACGCGGCGCCGGGCUACACGUGCCUGUGCCCGCAGGGCUACGCCGCCAAGCCCGACCCCGCGGUCGCCUGCGAGCAAGUCGACGUGAACGUGCUGUGCAACUCCAACUUCGACUGCGCCAACAACGCCGAGUGCAUCGAGAACCAGUGCUUCUGCCAGAAGGGCUUCGUGGCGCAGGGCGCGCUGUGCGCCGACGUGGAC
This is a messenger RNA of Gryllus bimaculatus (two-spotted cricket), 375 nucleotides long. Lineage: Eukaryota; Metazoa; Arthropoda; Insecta; Orthoptera; Gryllidae. The record is from the annotation of a GenBank genome assembly.